ACGCGCCACGUGGCUUCAUGCUUUCUAGUCAAUGAUAGCGACAAAUGUGGUGGGCAGCGUCCGAAAAGAAUUAGAAUUGAACUUUCUGUGGCCACUCAAAUAUUGUUGAUAAUUUCAGUGUCACAGAAGAAGCAAGGAACAGAGGAGAGAGGUUGCGGCUUGCUGAGAAACAAACGACUUUUGAUCGAAAGGAUCGCUCAGGUUUAGCUAUUUUUGCACCUUAAGUUCUCCAUUAUUUCAGUCUUUCCAUUUUUCUUCCUGAUAUUUGGAUGUGUAUUUUGGCUGUCUAAUAUGUUAAACCUGUUUCUCAGCUUCCAUUUGCUUAGUCUCUGUUUGUUUUUCUUUUCUCUCUCUGUAUGAGUUGCAUUGUGAUUAUACUAUUUAUUUGUGUUAAAGCAACUCAAAAAAAAAAAAAAAAAAACUUCCCACCAGUUCUUAACUCUCAUUGAUUUUCAUGGAGGAAAGACAGAUUUAAUCGUGUUACUUCUUUCACAUGCUCUGUUUUCCUUCACUGUGUCUUCUGUCUCUGAUAUAUCUAGCGUGAGUAUCAUGUUUGGAGUUGGUUGCCUGCAUUGGGAUGUCUUUGGGAGGAGCAAUGGAUUUAUUGUGCUACCCAGCUUAGUCAGUGAGAUACAUUGGUAGACUUUGGUAAGAGUAUAGAGAACUAUGAAACUCUGCUUGAUAGUCUGUGGAAGACGCCUUACUGGGCAUACAUGAAGGAUCAUGUAAUUCCAAAGGCCCAAGAAUUCCAACAGCUAGUUGAAGUCCAAGAAUCCGCUAGAAUUCUAGUAGACAUUGCCAAUGGAAACAAACAUUCUGGAAGGUACAUACAGCAGCCUCAUUGACAAUGUUGAGAAACAGACUGGUAGUCUGUACUCUGUUUGGGAUGUUCUCCCGAAGGAGAUACCAGAUCCUAAUGCAAAGAAUCCCGAAGAUCGGGAUGAUGAGGAAGUGAUCACGGACGCCGACAUGAGACACUUGAGUUCGUUGCUUGAGAGAAUGUCCUCUUUUGUUUCUGAUCAGAAAGAGGCCGCAAGAGAGCUUGGGCUGCUCACAAAGAGGAUGCUCUGUUUUGGACCCGCCAGUCACUCUUGAACCUCUGGUCAACGGCGUGACGGCAAUUUGAGGGAAAUGCUAUAGUUCCCAUGAUGAUUUGGUAUCGAUCUAGGUAUAACAUAUCAUGAUGAGGUCAUAUGGAUCUUGCUUCUUCAGUUUACCCUGUUGACUGCAUCAACGGCAUAUAUCAAGGAUGAGUUUUCAGUGUAAUUGAUGGUUUGCUGCCCAAAUAUUUGGGUAUUGAAGUUAUGUGAAAUGAAUUGUCCAAUUGAAGCUUGGGAGGCAAUGCUAGAACUGCCAGUAUCUCCACUUUGAGCCCUGCACGAAGCCAUGUUGAGUAAUCUAGAAGCACUCUGUUGUUUGCUAGCUGUACCAAAGAAGUCACUACAAAAGCACAGGUCAAUGUGGUCAUGUCUGAUAAAGCCUUGGUAAAGCAUUUGCAAAAAGAAUUGGCCAGAUUAGAGAGUGAAUUAAGAAGCUUCAUGCUCAUCUACUUAGAACAGGCUUGCUCUUCAUCUCCCUUAGUUUUCAGAGCAAACUCAUCUUCACAUACACCACAUGCCUUCAUAGAAACAACUCUAAAACCUUCACCACCUUGCUCAACUGCAUCAACUCCACAGACCCAUUGCCCUUCAAUAUGAUUCUAUCCGAUUAUUGUCGAAGUGGGUUUUCUUUUUUGGCUCUGCAAACCUUCUCUUACAUGCAUACCAAUGGGGUUCCUUUAAAUACAUAUAGUUUUUGUUGUUCUUUAGUGGCUUCAUGUUCCAUGAAAAACGUUAAAUUUGGUGCACAGAUACAUGCCCGUGUUGAAAAAUCAGCAAUGGUGUUCGAUGAAAUUCCUGUCAAGAACACUGUUUGUGCAAAUGCACUAUUGUCAGGUUAUGGUGAGGCUAAGCUGUGGGUUGAAGGGCUUGACUUCGUUCGAAGGAUGCGUUCAUUGAAUUUGAAUUGUGAUCAUUUCACAUUGUCAGCAAUGUUACGCUCAUGUGCUGGUUUGUCCGCAAUUGAAUUGGGUAAGCAGGUUCAUGGGAGUGUGAUCCGUAAGGUUUCUGAUGUGGAAGCUGAUGUCUUUUUGCAGAGUUCUUUGAUUGAAAUGUAUGGUAAGUGUGGCUCAGUGGAGAAGGCUUGGGAAGUCUUCAAUCUGGCAGGCUUUGGGUACAAGGGGGAGAGAAAGAGAGAUGUUGUUCUGUGGACCUCAAUGCUUGCUGUAUGUGGUAGAAAUGGGCAUUUUGAAAAAGUAAUUGAGUUGUACAAAGAGAUGUUGAGGGAAGGGAUAAGGCCAGACGGGGUGGCAUUUGUGACUAUAAUCUCUGCUUGUGGACACACUGGCCACGUGAAACUCGGAAUUGAGUAUUUUGAGUCCAUGGUCAGUGACUUUGGAUUGGAACCUCGCCCAGAAUAUUACAGGUGUGUAGUUGAUUUGCUUUGCAGGGCUGGUGAGUUGGAGAAGGCAUGGAAAAUGGUGAACGAGAUGACAUCUAAAGAGAAUGGCAGUUACAGUAUCUCAAUGUGGGGGGCUUUGCUUAAUGCUUGCAACGAAUUUGGAAAUGUUGAAUUAGGUAAAUUGGCUGCUCACAAGGCACUUGAGAUGGAUCCUCAUAAUGUCGGGAUCUAUGUUCUGUUAUCAAAUAUGUAUGCUAAAUUCAGUAUGUGGGAUGAGAUCGAGCAGCUGAGGGAGUUGAUGAAGGAAAGUGGUUUAAAGAAAGAUGGGCUGCACUUGGUGAACCCGACAAGAAAAAAAAAAGAAUAAAGAGACAAGGCCUCCAUUACAGCAGGUUGCCACGUGUCCCACUCCUUUAUUCCUUGCACACUUUCAAAAUGGAUUUCCAAAAAAACAAAACCUCAUUCUUAUUUGAUUUUUUUUCAUUUCUCCUUAUUUCUUGAUCUUAAAUAAAUCUAAUUUUAACAAAGCAAUUUUAGCCAUUUUCCUCAGGGCGUGCCUUUUUCAUUUUGCUUAUUUCCUAUUAUUGUUACUAUUAUUAUUUUCAUUUCGCUUUUUAUUAUAUUUCAUUUA
This is a messenger RNA of Vitis vinifera (wine grape), 3070 nucleotides long. RefSeq names its product pentatricopeptide repeat-containing protein At3g14330-like. The coding region runs from base 1694 to 2806 and encodes 370 amino acids. The record is from RefSeq and is a predicted model, not a curated record. Gene Ontology annotation, biological process: RNA modification. Gene Ontology annotation, molecular function: RNA binding; protein binding. The transcript has a single exon. NCBI's taxonomy places the organism in Eukaryota, Viridiplantae, Streptophyta, Magnoliopsida, Vitales, Vitaceae.